Molecule: messenger RNA, 381 nt
Organism: Periconia digitata
Lineage: Eukaryota; Fungi; Ascomycota; Dothideomycetes; Pleosporales; Periconiaceae
Source: the annotation of a GenBank genome assembly
CUCCCGCCCAUGCAUUCCAUUUCUACGAGAGAUCUUGACUUGAUAAUCGGUCCAGACUCUUCGCUCAAGAAGGUUUUGACUGCUAUCGCAACGCACAAGAGGCUUCGUGGCUUGCGCGUGUUGAACAAUUUGGACGAUUGUAGACCCCGAGAUGUAGAUGUCGGGUACCUCACGCAUCAAUUAUUGGAAGAGGUCGAACAGCAUGGAUCCCACUUGGAGUAUCUCAGUUAUGUACCACGCUCCGCUUCUGACGCAGACGUGGCACACCCGGAUGGCCUUUGGCUGCUUUAUGUACAACGGACACUCAACACUGGAGAUUGGAAUUUCGUAACGCAAUCAUAUUUGAUCGACCACUUACCAGAGGGGGAGCUCAUGUAUUGA